AUGACCCAAUCAAGCUGGAUUGCUCAUUUUCUGGGACCACGAUUUAGCUGGAUUGCUUAUAAUCUGGGACCGGGUUUGAUAGUGUGCCAGUCAGUGUCGGUGGGAGCUAGUGUGCUCCCCUAUCUCGCUCUGCUCGAUAAUGUCGGCAGUAUGCCAACCCAACCUCCCGCAAUUCAUCUAAGCUAUGUCGACUUGAUCACAUUGGAUGCUAUCGAGCAAAGUAGUGUUGGUGUUGGUGUUGGUGUUGGUACUGGUACUGGUACUGGUACUGGUGUUGGUACUGGUACUGGUACUGGUACUGGUGUUGGUGUUGGUGUUGGUGUUGGUGCUGACCCGAAAUUCUCGUUUGACUUGACGAUCCAUGAUCUUACCAAUGUACCGGAGAUCAAUGGGUCGUGUUAUAUUGAAAUUCUGGUGAAGGAUAGUCAGAGAAAAGGCCAUAGCAAUGGAAAGAUUCCUGGUAUAGAAUCGGAUAAGAAGGUGUUAUCAUCAUCAUCGCCACGGUCGUUUUUUGCCAAGUUUGACGAUGCGAGCUUGAAGAAAAAUAAGAAUGGAAAUAACGGGGUUGCUGCCAAUGCCAAUACCAAUGCCAACACCACGUUGCUGGGAAACAUUUCAACAACAACGUCAAGGAAAAAACUCCAUAAUUUCAAGUGUAAUUUCAACUACAAUUUAUCGUGUAAUUUGAAGUUUAGCUUGAAGAGAAAGCACAAUUUGAUCUCCAACAAGUAUCUCAAGUUAAAGGUUUUCUAUGUGGUUGAUAAACAUAGUGGUGGUGGAAAUGGUGGUGGUGGUGGUGGUGGAAAUGGUGGAAAUUCACCUCAGGUGAUUUUCUUGGGCAGGUUGGUGCUUAAUUUGGCAGAGUAUCUCAAUUUCAACGAGCCGGUGAAUACAAAGUAUUUGCUAGAAGAUUCCAGGGUUAACUCGAUAUUAAACAUCACUAUUGGCUUACUGGAAUUACCGGCAAAUUUUGACUUUCACACUCAAUUACAAAUCCAGGACAACAACAGUAGUAACACAUCGUCGACGUCAACUUCGUUGGGAGACGGGAAAACACAUAUGCGAAAGACAACUACGUUCAAUGUCCCUGAAUUCGAGCGCAAACAUGUCUUUACUGGAAUCAAUUAUGUCUUUGGCGAAAAUAACAAUAAUAAUGUCUUCCCAAACGACCAUUUGCACUCGCCAGCACCUUCGGUGAAACAACGCUCACCAAGUAGCGAAAAACCUUCCCCCAUAGAUAAGCAUUCACAUAGAGGCAUUUUUGGUCAUUAUAAUAACAAUAAUAACAUCAACAACAGCAACAACAACAGCAACAAUAACAAUCAAAAGCCCAAUCUGGAUAAUCUGUCUGCGUCGUCAAACGUUUCUGGAAAACAAUUGGACAGCAUCGCUAAUCUAGACAAUGACGAGCUUUUGCAUUACGUAGCCAAAAAUAACGACAACUCCAGUGGACUAAAUCUCAACAAUAUAGGUAAUAUUCCUGGAUCAGAAUCUUAUACAAAUCCGCUCACUAAUAAUCAAGCAUAUAACAAUACAAAAAAAAUAAUAAUGGAUCCAAUAGUAAGUUUGUUAUAUGCUAAGAUAUUGGAAAGUAACUGGGACCCUGAACUAUAUCCAUUACUAGAGUAUUCUCCUAGUCAAUGCAUAAAUGAUAUAUUUGAGAAUGCAAAUAAUCCACUUGGGUGUAAUACUAAAUUGAAAGCAUAUGCAGAUGCAAAGUGGAAAGAACGCGAAAAGAGUGAAGACGACAGUUAUCGAGAGUUGAAUGGCUUGAUUAGUGAGUUAAAGUAUAGGUCGAAUAUAAAGAGCUGGAAGGUUUCAGAACAAAGUCUUGAUGAAAAGUACUAA
Molecule: messenger RNA, 1848 nt
Organism: Lodderomyces oxycetoniae
Lineage: Eukaryota; Fungi; Ascomycota; Pichiomycetes; Serinales; Debaryomycetaceae
Exons: 2
Coding region: 1-1848 (615 amino acids)
Source: RefSeq, a predicted model, not a curated record